Monoraphidium neglectum is the source of this 1311-nucleotide messenger RNA. RefSeq lists its product as hypothetical. Bases 1 to 1311 code for a protein of 436 amino acids. The record is from RefSeq and is a predicted model, not a curated record. Gene Ontology annotation, cellular component: transcription factor TFIID complex. Lineage: Eukaryota; Viridiplantae; Chlorophyta; Chlorophyceae; Sphaeropleales; Selenastraceae. Gene Ontology annotation, molecular function: protein heterodimerization activity. The transcript is spliced from 3 exons.
AUGUCGGGCGCCGAUUAUUCGCGCGCGCUGGCUCGGGUGGCAGUGGCGCAGCUGGCCGAGCUCGCCGGGUUCGACGCCGCCCACGAGUCGGCGGUGGACAUUCUGGGUGACCUGCUGCAGCGGUACCUCGCAAACGUGUGCGCCGGCGCGCACGACUACGCGGAGCUGGCGGGCCGGACGCACACAAACUCGCUCGACGCGCUGCUGGCGCUGGAGGACCUUGGGGUGACGCCCGACGAACUCGACGUGUUUGCAGGGCUCACGCUGCAGGUGGGCCGUGUCAGCGGCGACAGCAGCAUGCGGUGCAGCGGCUUCAAGGCAGCUGCAGAGGGGAGGGGCGGCAGUGUGCCUUUCGCCCACGUCGUGCCGCGCUACCCUGUCCAGCAGCAAGCGCCCAGCGCCCCGACAUUUCAAGACCGCCACGAACCCCACCCGCAGCACAUACCUGCCUUCUUGCCGGCGUUUCCCGACGCCCACACCUACCAGCACACGCCAGCUUUCCAAGGCCACGAGGCAGAUGCGCAGCGGCAGCGCAAGGCAGUGUUGGCCAGCAAGCAGCAGGCGGAGGCUGCGCUCGUCAAGCUGCACCAACGGCUGAUCGCCACGGCGGCGGGCGCAGCGACGCAGGGCGCGGGCACGGGGGCAGGCGGCGCCACUGGCAGCGGCCACCAGCCAGGCGCCAACCCGUUCCUGGCGCCGCCAGUGGUGGUGGGGGCGGCCGACGCGGCAGUGCUGCGGCCCGAGCUUGGGGACGUGGCAUUGGGGGCUGCGGCUGACGGCGCAGAUCUGGGGGCGGCUGACUUUGACACUGGCGCGGCGCAGCGCGUCUUCCGCGUAGUGCUCCCACCGGCGGACACCCCGCAGAAGCACCGGCAGCUUGAUGGGCGGCAGCAAGAUCAGGCGUACCCGCAGCACGGUGCCAACGGCGGCGACGCGGCGAUGAUGGAUGUGGACGGUCCGACGGCUGGCAGCCAAUGGGUGGCCUGGACGCCCGACGCCCCGGGCGGCGUUCCCAUCGAUGGCGCUGCGGGCGGCCUACGGCGCCAGGACCUGCUGCAGUUGCAGUGGCAUGAUCCAGCAAAGGCUGCGUCGGUGCUGGGAGCCGCGGCGCGGCAGCGGCCGCCCGACGCGUACCAGGAGCGCGCAGAGGCGGCAAUGGCGGCAGAGGGCGCGGCGACCGGCGGCGCGCGGCAGCGCAAGUCAGCAUAUGGACGGGGAAACGCAGAGCUGCAGCGCGCUGACGAGUUGCUGCGUGCGGGGCAUGCAGCAGCUGUGGGCGGCGUCUUUGGCGAAGAUGAUGAGGAAUCAUAG